UCAUCAUUCCUAUACCGUCAGUGUCCAGAUAACAACCUAACUAGCCUUCAAGAGUGAUUGGUAGAGGUAUAAUCAUCGUUAAAGAUGGAUCCUGAAGCUUAGAGAUGGCUAAUCAAGUCACCGUUGAAGAUGUUCCUUAUUUUGACAUAGCUCAUUGUACUUGUUGCCUCUAUGUCCGCGACGACCUGGGCACUGGUGAGUAUAAUGAUCUCCCCUUCUCCCGUAAACACCCUCUGGCCAACUGGUUGUCGUCCAUGUUGGCUAUCUCUGCUAGUGGCUUUCUCACCAACUUCCUCCUGGGUGGGCCCAUCCUUGGUGCCCUCAAGAACAACCAGCUGCUUCUGGCGCUACAGCUGUGGUACGUCAUCUUCUACUCUCCAUUUGACAUCGGCUACAAGAUCGCCAAGUUCCUUCCCAUUAAAGUCCUGCUUGCUGCCAUGAAGGAGGUGUACAGGGUGAAGAAAAUCAACGAUGGUGUGACUCACGCAGCCAAAGUCUUCCCCAACGGCUACCUCAGCAUGAUUCUUAUUGGCACCAUCAAGGGUAAUGGUUCAGGCUUCUUGAAGAUCUUAGAGCGUCUGAUGCGAGGAGUCUGGACCCCUGCGGCUGUGGAGGUCAUGCAGCCUACAUUCCCCACCAAGGCGUCCAUCGCUGCUGCUCUCAUCUUUGUGUUGGACAAGAAGACAGACCUCAUCUCGGCUCCUCACGCCCUUGUUUACUUUGGCAUCUGCAUUUUCUUCGUCUAUUUCAAGGUUCGUAGUCUCUCUCUGGGCAUCCAUGAUCCAUUUUUGCCUUUUGAGACCUGUCUGUAUAUUCCCAUCUGGGACUCCUUGGCUCAAACUCUGGCUGACAGAGGUGGCUGCUGGGGAA
Molecule: messenger RNA, 870 nt
Organism: Homarus americanus (American lobster)
Lineage: Eukaryota; Metazoa; Arthropoda; Malacostraca; Decapoda; Nephropidae
Product: trimeric intracellular cation channel type 1B.1-like
Biological process (GO): potassium ion transmembrane transport
Cellular component (GO): membrane
Molecular function (GO): identical protein binding; potassium channel activity
Source: RefSeq, a predicted model, not a curated record